UUCCACAAAAAAUAGUAAAUUUUAUCAAUAUAAUUAGAAUAAUGAUUUGGUUAUAUUGUUACUAUUGUUGCUGCUGUUGUUGUACCUGGGAAUAUUUGCCCCUUUAAACUUUAAUACCCGUCUCUUCAAAGCGUAUUUUCAUUGGUACAAUAAAUGCCAAAGGUUUUUAUCGUAGGCUUGGUUGUUGACAGCAAAGUGUUACAGCAGGAGGCGCAUGAGAAACUCCUUUAACAUCCUGCGUAUUUGUAUUGAGAUGUUGUGAAAAAGUCUUUUUUCCCAUAUAAAUAUAUAUUGCCAAAUGUAAUCCGAAUUGUAAAGUUGUAUAGGAUGUGAUUUUAUCCGUGCUGUGCAGAGAAAUCCUGCCAUCUCUCACUGUAAACGGUCCAUCCUGGUUACAAAUGCCACGCUUUGUUAGAUGCGUGUCCUGUGAGUGUUUGUCCAGCGUUUGGGUGGAUAAAGCAGUUAACUGAUAAUACGUGAUGACCGUGCUAUCAGUGUCAGAUAAGUUUCAUGUGAUUUUAUAGAACAAACAGAGAGCAAAAUAGAUUAGUUAUAAUAAUUACAGAAAAAAAUACUGCAGUGUCUUAUGCAGCUACACAGUCGUGCAGCGUGAGAGGUGAGCGUUUUCUGUUGUAUAUGUGUGUGUCGUAAACGGGUGGAUUUUAUUAUUGCACAAGUCAUAUGCUUUGUGUAGAGAGCUGUGGGUCCGCAGAGCAGCGGCUCGUCAGUGCCUCAAAGAAGCGUGCGCACUAACACUGUUGUCUUUUUUUGAUCAUUUGAAUGGGCGAACCCGCAACAUUGAGAUUUGCAUUGUUGUGAUGGCGUGUUUCCUCAGGAUUCAACACAUUUUGAACUCCAACAACGGACAUCAGCGUCACUAUUAGAAAUAGUCCUUUGUUUGUGACAAGCUUUAUUUUCUCAGGGCUUGAAUUUCACAUCUACUUUGUGUUCCAGAGGGGAUGGGGUUAUUUUUUCCACAUGCAGGAAAGCCUCACCCACAUAAGUUUGGCUCCAUGCAGUAAACAAGUUAGUUGAUUGGUUUUGCUUUAUAUACUGUGAUUUAAUAAGGAAAACACCAACGUAAGCCACUGCGAACAGCGCUGGUGGUACCAGUGCCAUGCUUUCCAUUGGUUCCUGUUUACAUGAUGCCCACAGGACACGCGGUGAUUGGUGGCGCUUCACACGUGACCAGGCAACUUUGUACAUUUGACAGGGAGUAGGAGGGUUUUGUGGAGAUCAGAAAAACGACAGCGCGAUAAAAAUUAGUAUUGUUGCACUUCACAAAUUAAUGACCAUGAGUUCCUACUUGAUAAACUCCAACUAUAUCGAGCCUUCCUUUCCCCCAUGCGACGAAUAUCAGCAGAGCGGAUACAUCCCCAACCCUGGUGAUUACUACGAGCGGCCAAAAGAUACGGGCUUCCCCCAACACAACGAGCCAUCCUAUCCGAGGUCAAACUAUACAGAAUCGGGCUACGACUACGGUAAUGUCCCCGCCGCCGGACUCGAUGAUUUCGGCGAUGGCCACCACGCACAGCCUCAACCGGUUCCACAGAGCCACGGUCCUCGCCUCACCGCGGCCCCAGACGGUGGCGCAGGGGCAAAUGCCAGCAAAGACUGCAGCCUCGCCAGUGAGGUAUAUCCCGGCGUAGCGAAGGGCAAGGAGCCGGUGGUCUAUCCUUGGAUGAAAAAGGUCCACGUUAGCACCGUCAAUGCCAGUUACACCGGAGGAGUGCCCAAGAGGUCCCGCACUGCCUACACCCGCCAGCAGGCUCUGGAGCUGGAGAAGGAGUUCCAUUUCAACCGGUACCUGACCCGGCGCAGACGGGUGGAGAUUGCGCACACCAUGUGUCUCUCCGAACGCCAGGUCAAGAUCUGGUUUCAGAACAGGAGGAUGAAGUGGAAGAAGGAGCACAAGCUUCCCAAUACUAAGAUCCGCUCCUCCAGCUCGGCCUCGUCCUCAGCCUCGGGGGCCCAGCAACAGCAGCAGAUCAAAACAGGCCAGCAGCUUGUGCCCACGCCGUGCACCGCAGGUCUAUAGUGCUUAAAUGACCCGCACCCCACAAUCCAGACUGAGAUGGCAAAUAACACAAGCGGAAUUUGAUGGACCGAUUCUCAGUAUUUUACACACAUGGUGUUCUGUCUUUCCCCUUGCCUCUGCCAUUGGGCCCCUGUCACGUCCUUUGUACCCUUCCCCUCUCCGCUCGUCCUCGCCCUCCUCAUAUAAGCUUGAAAUUCACCUUUAAUUGCCACGGUGGCAACUGAAGUGUUUAUAUAUUCGUUUAUUAUUAUGAAAGAAGGAUAACGCACAUUCAAACGUAGGACUUGGAUCAAAAUGUAUCAUUACAGUUAAACAUUGAGUGAGGUAAAAGUAAGUUUGAAGUCAUUUUUUUCUACGUUCUCUUGGAUUAUUGUUUCUCGUUUUUUUUUUAUUAUUAUUGCUCAUGGAAAGUUCUAAUAUACUUGAAAGGUAUUUAGCGAGACUCUAGAUGCCUGUUAGAAAACCAGACCGGCCGUUUGGCAUCAGUCAGAGUAACAGUGUAGUUUGUGUGUUUGAGUGGGUUGGUUUACUGUUGAAUGUAGUCCAGGUGACUUUCACAUUUAAUGUACAUAGGCAAAUCAUAAUGAAGGCACAAUAAGCAAAGAAUUUCGUCCAGUAGGAUUAUGUUUGUAGGUGUUGCAAAGUCUACUUUUAUUCGUGCUAGUCCGUCCCAUGUUGUGCUGUGUUCUAAACUGUGAAUAUUUGUAUGUGUUGUCUCAGUAAUGACCGUUGUGAUGUAGGCUAGAGUAUAGGUUCAAUCUGUCCUUGUGAAAUAAAUAUGUCCUUCACUUAUGA
This is a messenger RNA of Scatophagus argus, 2833 nucleotides long. It is a transcript of the gene hoxa4a, whose product is annotated as homeobox A4a. NCBI's taxonomy places the organism in Eukaryota, Metazoa, Chordata, Actinopteri, Scatophagidae. Gene Ontology annotation, molecular function: RNA polymerase II cis-regulatory region sequence-specific DNA binding; DNA-binding transcription factor activity, RNA polymerase II-specific. Gene Ontology annotation, biological process: anterior/posterior pattern specification; embryonic skeletal system morphogenesis; regulation of transcription by RNA polymerase II. Gene Ontology annotation, cellular component: nucleus. Bases 1289 to 2038 code for a protein of 249 amino acids. The record is from RefSeq and is a predicted model, not a curated record. The transcript is spliced from 2 exons.